UUGGUGGAAUUUAUUUCAACUGUGUAACAAUUGUGUGGAGAAUAUAGAUGAAAUCGUUAUUGAUCGUCCUUCUGAGUGUGUGUGCUUUCACGAGUGCCACUCAAACAUGGAGACCGGAUAUAUGUCCAAUAGAUGGCAAUCCAGCUAAUCCAGUACAUGCUGCUCACGAAGAAGACUGUUGUCUAUUCUACAAAUGCAACGGAGGAUGGGCGAACCUUAUGUCGUGUCCAGUGAAUCAACAUUUUGCUCCUUCGCUCAAUCGGUGUGAUUUGCCUGCACUUGCGCAAUGUACAUUACCGCUGUCUUCGUGUACAACUACAUUGACAACAACUACUCCAGCUCCGAAUACACCCGCUCCACCGGCGACUCCUACAACUCAAGUUCCGCCUACGCCCGCUCCUCCAGUGACUCCCACAACUGCAGUUCCGCCUACGCCUGCUCCACCGGCGACUCCUACUACUUCUGCUCCGCCUACGCCUGCUCCCCCGGUGACUCCUACAACUGCUGUUCCGCCUACCCCCGCUCCCCCGGGAACAACCAUACCGACAGCGCCAACUCCAGCCCCAACCAUCCCAACAGCGCCAACUCCAGUAUCUACAACGUCCGAAAUUCCAGUGGCACCAACACCAGGACCGACCAUUCCCACGGCACCAACUCCAGGGUCGACAACAGAAGAACCAGGGUCGACAACAGACGAGACAACAAUUCCAACGGCACCGACUGUAGAGCUUCCUACAGCUCCUACAGUUCCUACAGGCUUUGGGAUUAUAAGUGCAUAAAUAUUGUCAUGAUAAUUAUAGUUUAUACUGUAGAAACAUGUGCUUCAAAACUUCAAAUUUGGAAAAAAAAAUGAAUGAAGCCCGUGCCAUUCAUGUAAUAUAUCUCUUCAUUGUGAUCGUCAUGCAAAAUAUCUGACUUUACAUCAUGGUUCCAACAGCACAUUUUUGUAAUCACCAAUUAAAGCGAUAAGAUAAGUUAAAGCCUACCGAUUAUUCUACUAUAUCCGGUUUAUACACGCUACCUAAUAGUGAUAAGAUAGGAACAUUGGAAAUUGGGCAAUUUGGUAUUACGGCUAUAUAUCAAAGAUAAUUCACUUUUCGGCACUGUAACACGAACCCAAGAUACGGCAGUUUUAAUAACAUAAACUGAUAAAGAAAUUGC
This is a messenger RNA of Toxorhynchites rutilus septentrionalis, 1161 nucleotides long. RefSeq lists its product as uncharacterized. NCBI's taxonomy places the organism in Eukaryota, Metazoa, Arthropoda, Insecta, Diptera, Culicidae. Gene Ontology annotation, cellular component: extracellular region. Bases 48 to 779 code for a protein of 243 amino acids. The transcript has a single exon. Gene Ontology annotation, molecular function: chitin binding. The record is from RefSeq and is a predicted model, not a curated record.